Messenger RNA from Aspergillus tanneri, 4836 nucleotides. RefSeq names its product vacuolar protein sorting-associated protein 1 (gene VPS1). The transcript is spliced from 15 exons. The record is from RefSeq and is a predicted model, not a curated record. Gene Ontology annotation, cellular component: fungal-type vacuole membrane; proton-transporting V-type ATPase, V1 domain. Bases 1 to 4836 code for a protein of 1611 amino acids. NCBI's taxonomy places the organism in Eukaryota, Fungi, Ascomycota, Eurotiomycetes, Eurotiales, Aspergillaceae. Gene Ontology annotation, biological process: proton transmembrane transport; ATP metabolic process. Gene Ontology annotation, molecular function: ATP binding; ATP hydrolysis activity; GTPase activity.
AUGUUAGGCUUGGGUGUGCUUCGACUCAAAACUCGCCCCUCCUUACUGGAUCUGAUAGCCAGUCGCGGUGUGGUGGAAACCGAGCAACAACAGCAACAGCAACCGCCUGACGGAUCGAGGUCGUCAUCACCGCCCAGACCAGAGAACCUGCCACCGCUCCCCGUCUCGCCCACCUUCCCUAGCACCAGUACCAGCACCAGCUCCUCCGAUUCUUCCUCCUUUCUCGAUCCCUCCCCCUCCGUUUCAACAGCCUCCAUCUACACACCUGUUCCACGCACCAUGGCACCAUCCGGUAGGGGCGCCGAGGCUGAUGAUGCCCAUCAUGGCGCUGUGUUCUCCAUCUCCGGCCCCGUCGUCGUGGCCGAGAACAUGAUCGGUUGUGCUAUGUACGAGCUGUGUCGAGUGGGUAGCGAUCAGCUUGUCGGAGAAGUCAUCCGUAUUGAUGCAGAUAAGGCCACCAUCCAAGUUUACGAAGAAACUGCUGGUGUGACAGUCGGCGACCCUGUUAUGAGGACGGGUAAACCCCUGUCCGUUGAGCUGGGUCCUGGUUUGAUGGAAACAAUCUACGAUGGUAUCCAGCGACCCCUGAAGGCGAUCUACGACAAGUCAAAGAGUAUCUAUAUUCCUCGCGGCAUUUCGGUGAAUGCGCUCGACCGCGAAAAGAAGUGGGACUUCAAGCCCGGUCGGUAUAAAGUCGGCGAUCACAUUACGGGAGGUGACAUCUGGGGUACCGUGUUCGAGAACAGCUUGGUGAAUGAACACAAGAUCCUCCUCCCACCCCGCGCGCGAGGCACCAUCACGCGGAUUGCCGAGCCCGGUAGCUACACUGUCGAGGAGAAGCUGCUAGAACUUGAGUUUAAUGGCAAGAAGUCGGAGCAUGGAAUGAUGCAUACCUGGCCCGUCCGUGUGCCCAGACCGGUUAGCGAUAAGCAAGCAUCCGAUGCCCCUUUCAUCGUCGGCCAGCGAGUGCUCGACUCUCUUUUCCCCAGUGUGCAGGGUGGUACUGUGUGCAUUCCCGGUGCUUUUGGAUGCGGCAAAACUGUCAUCUCUCAGAGUGUGUCCAAGUUCUCGAACAGUGACAUAAUUGUCUAUGUUGGAUGUGGUGAACGUGGUAAUGAGAUGGCCGAGGUCUUGAUGGACUUUCCAGAGCUUUCAAUUGAAAUCGAUGGUCGCAAAGAACCUAUCAUGAAGCGUACAUGCCUGAUUGCCAACACCUCCAACAUGCCUGUCGCUGCUCGUGAGGCUUCCAUCUACACCGGUAUUACCAUCGCCGAAUACUUCCGUGACCAGGGCAAGAACGUGGCUAUGAUGGCGGAUUCCAGCUCCCGCUGGGCCGAGGCUCUGCGUGAAAUCUCAGGUCGUCUAGGAGAGAUGCCUGCGGACCAAGGUUUCCCUGCAUACCUGGGUGCUAAGCUGGCCUCUUUCUAUGAGCGUGCUGGCAAGAGUCUCGCCUUAGGAAGCCCCGAAAGAGAAGGCAGUGUCAGUAUUGUCGCUGCUGUCAGUCCGCCGGGUGGCGAUUUCUCGGACCCUGUCACUACUAGCACGCUCGGUAUCGUCCAGGUGUUCUGGGGUCUAGACAAGAAGCUGGCACAGCGCAAGCAUUUCCCUUCGAUCAACACCGCCAUGUCCUACAGCAAAUACACCACGAUUCUGGACAAAUUCUACGAGAAGCACCACCCCGAGUUCCCACGUCUGCGUGAGAGUAUCCGAGAACUUCUCACCAAAUCCGAGGAUUUGGACCAGGUCGUCCAACUGGUCGGCAAGGCGGCUUUGGGUGAUUCGGACAAAAUCACCCUGGAUGUGGCUGCCAUGGUGAAGGACGACUUCCUGCAGCAGAACGGAUACAGUGACUACGAUCAGUUCUGCCCUCUAUGGAAGACGGAAUACAUGAUGAAGGCCUUCAUGGGCUAUCAUGAUGAAGCCCAAAAGGCCAUUGCUCAGGGUCAAAACUGGGCCAAGGUGCGCGACGCCACCGCCGACAUCCAGACUGCUCUGCGGAGCAUGAAGUUCGAAGUGCCGGAGGAUGAAGCCGCAGUCUCGGAGAAGUACGAGAAAGUCCUUCAAACCAUGUCGGAACGCUUCGCCUCGGUAUCGGAUGAACCCCUCGUGCUGAAGCUCCGAGGCCGGCUGACGCCUGACAGGAUAAACGUGAAUGAUCCGAGCCUGAUCUCGCUGGUGAACAAGCUGCAAGAUGUCUUUUCGACAGUCGGGGUCCAAAACCCGAUCGAUCUGCCCCAAAUUUCAGUCGUUGGCUCGCAGUCCAGCGGUAAGAGUUCAGUGUUGGAAAACAUAGUCGGUCGCGAUUUCCUCCCUCGUGGAUCCGGUAUCGUUACUCGGAGACCCCUCAUCUUGCAGCUGAUCAACAAAACCGCCGGGAACGCCAAGGUCAAUGGAACCCAUGACGAGAAGUUAGAGACGACGGAUAAGGAGGCGAAUCUGGACGAGUACGGCGAGUUCCUGCAUAUUCCCGGCCAGAAAUUCUACGACUUCAACAAGAUUCGAGAGGAGAUCGUGCGGGAGACCGAGUCGAAGGUCGGUCGCAAUGCUGGAAUAUCGCCUGCUCCUAUCAAUUUGCGUAUCUACUCCCCCAACGUCCUGACCCUCACAUUGGUGGACUUGCCCGGCUUGACUAAGGUGCCGGUCGGGGAUCAACCCAAGGAUAUCGAGAAGCAGAUCAGGGAAAUGGUCUUGAAGUACAUUAGCAAGCCAAAUGCGAUUAUUUUGGCCGUGACCUCGGCCAACCAGGACCUUGCCAACUCGGACGGUUUGAAGCUGGCUCGAGAGGUCGACCCGGAGGGUCAGCGUACGAUCGGUGUGUUGACCAAGGUUGAUCUGAUGGACGAGGGAACCGAUGUCGUGGAUAUUCUUGCGGGCAGGAUUAUCCCUCUGCGUCUCGGAUAUGUGCCAGUAGUGAACCGUGGCCAGCGCGAUAUUGAGAACAAGCGACCCAUCGCAUACGCCUUGGAGAGUGAGAAGAACUUCUUCGAGAGCCACAAGGCCUAUCGGAAUAAGGCGUCGUACUGCGGUACCCCGUAUCUGGCCCGAAAACUGAAUUUGAUCCUGAUGAUGCACAUAAAGCAAACACUGCCCGACAUUAAAGCUCGCAUUUCAUCCUCUCUUCAAAAAUACACAUCGGAACUAUCGCAGCUCGGUGAUUCAUUGCUUGGAAACAGCGCCAAUAUCGUCCUGAAUAUUAUCACGGAAUUCAGCAAUGAGUAUCGCACGGUGUUGGAAGGUAACAACCAGGAACUAUCCAGCAUGGAGCUGUCCGGCGGUGCUCGUAUCAGUUUCGUGUUCCACGAGCUUUAUUCGAAUGGUAUUAAAGCGGUCGAUCCGUUCGACAAUGUCAAAGAUAUCGAUAUCCGAACGAUCCUUUACAACUCCUCUGGUUCAUCGCCUGCCCUGUUCGUAGGCACCACGGCCUUCGAGUUGAUUGUCAAGCAGCAGAUUAAGAGACUCGAGGAUCCCAGCUUGAAGUGUAUCUCGCUGGUGUAUGAUGAGCUUGUGCGCAUUCUGGGUCAGCUGCUGAACAAGCAGCUGUUCCGGAGGUAUCCUAUGCUGAAGGAGAAGUUCCACGCGGUUGUUAUCGGCUUCUUCAAGAAAUGCAUGGAACCGACAAACAAGAUUGUUCACGAUCUCAUUUCCAUGGAGGCUUGCUACGUCAACACUGGUCACCCGGAUUUUCUGAACGGCCAUCGCCAGGCCAUGACUAUUGUCAAUGAGCGUCAAGCUGCCAGCAAGCCUACCCAGGUCGACCCAAAAACCGGAAAACCGCUUCCUCCCCGAGCAAACAGCCCAUCAUCGGUCGACGUUACUCAGGAUAGCAGUAGCGGCUCUGGGUUCUUUGGGAGCUUCUGGGCAUCGAAGAACAAGAAGAAGAUGGCUGCUAUGGAGCCUCCACCACCGACUCUUAAGGCGUCGGCCUCCUUGUCCGAGCGUGAAAGCACCGAAGUUGAGGUUAUCAAGCUUCUUAUUACGUCUUACUUUAACAUUGUGAAGCGGACUAUGAUUGAUAUGGUUCCUAAGGCUAUUAUGUAUACUCUUGUCCAGUUUACGAAAGAUGAGAUGCAACGCGAACUGUUGGAAAACAUGUACCGCAAUUCCGAGCUGGAUGAUUUGUUGAAGGAGAGCGACUAUACCAUCCGCCGACGAAAGGAAUGCCAACAAAUGGUGGAGAGCCUGUCUCGUGCCAGCGAGAUUUACACAGCUCGACAGAGCACCAAAGACCGCGUGGCCCUGCCGGAACUCCAGGUGUCAGAGCUGCGCGACGGGGCCGACAAGUCAUUGUCGAAGCAGCUCGAGCGCAUGCGCAAGUCCGACCAGCUGCUCGUCAUCGUGGAUGCGGUGAAAGCCACGCUAGACGCCGGCGACAAUGCCUCCUCCAGUCGCAGUCUCGACUGCCAACACCAACUAGGAAGUCGGCCCGAUGGCCACGCUUCCCCUCACGGAUACCACAUCCUUCUUAAUGGCAUUUUGAAUGGCUGGGACGGCGCCGUGGCCGACCACGAGCUUCCUCAUAACUCAUCAGCAUUGCCGCUCUCUACCAGAGCGGCCAUCGCCGGCUCAUUGACCAGUUGGUGUUGCUCUACUGCUCCACCUGUCCCUCUUAGUAAGCCGCUCACUGGCUCUGGAAUCUCACCCGCUGACGUGCCUGCGCAGUUCCCUUUCGCCCAGCGGGAAAGUUGUCAGAGCCGCCUUGAUCAGUCAUCGCAGUUAAUGGUUUCAGGCCUUCUCACUCGCUCUCCACAAGGCCAUACAAUUGAAAGUCCUCAUAACAUAUCUAUCGACAUGAUUUCAUGGUAUCUUCUCAUCUCUGCAUGCCGCCACGCAUCGUAA